AUGGACAGAGCACUCCUUAUCGCCUGUCUUGCGCUUUUGGUCUUUGUCGAAGUACAAAGCUACACCCUGCGAGAUGUUCUCAGAGAGAGACUCAGAGAAAGAGGUACCCCUAUAUCAUAACAGUCUAAGCAAACAAGUAUAUUUAUUAGGUUUAUCACGGCGUCAACUAUGAAUCAACAGCGAGAGCGUUUUCUCGUAAUUUUCUAAUGGCAGAAUCUUGGGUAAACAACCUUCAAUUGGUGAUUGUAUUUUUGCGAGCAAGGAAAAUCGUUAGAAAGUGUAACUGUGAACAGUAGUUGUGCCGAUCAUGAAACAAACUGCUAAGACUGCGGUGUUAGUAUAAGAAAAAAGGAAUAUAGGCAAAACUUUGAGCGAUAACUAUGUAAAAAGAAAAAGCUUCCUCUGAAUUCUAUUGUUCCAAACUUUAGCUCACGAAAUAUUCACUUAAAUCCGACGGCGCGUGUGUAUUCGAGCGUUGUACGUUCUCUUCAGUACAGCCUAACGUCGUACUACUUGGCCGUUCGGGGAAUUAAAAAAGAUAUAAAAAAAGUUCCGCCAUCACGCUGCAAUGUGCUGUAAUUUAGACAAAUGGUUCAUGAUCAGAUUUUAAGGUCACAAAGGUUAAAAGGACUGAUAUUCUUUCGCGUGUACCCAAGCGCGUGCUUGAUAUAAGACGCAUCAAGACAAUUUAGAGUACAUGAAUUUUAACUUGCAGAACUGAAUCGAUUAAGGCAAUCUGAUCAACCUAUGUUCAGCUCAAACCGUAUGUAUGAUGCCAGAAAGUAUGAAGGUAAGGUUAAAUAAUUAGAAAAAUUUAAUUAGAUUAUAUUAAGACGAAUCUCAAUACUUCAGAAGUGCGCGCGUGAACUAGCGUCAUUUGGCGGGAACGUGAUAACUGUCUUCAUUACUAGUUGCCACGAAAAUGUCGCUUUGACGGAAGCCGGGGACAGAAUAGUCUGCUACACAGCCGUUUUUAGUGUCGUCACGCAACGCUCCUCCCCACUGUGGGGAGUAAAAUGAAGCUUUCCUGGGGAACUAUUUUUGGAGAAAACGAAAUAAAACGCUAAAAAGGUUAUUUUUAAAAGAUCAAAUCUAGCCUGGUCCUCGUUGUCGCCCUCCUCAUCUUCUCUUCGUAAUUUACUUGUUUGAGUCACUUGCUUACUGUAGGCGACCUCGUGUUAGCGUAGAUUGAAGUGAUUUUGACGGAACUAUUGAGCGACGUACUCGGAAAGGGUAGAUCACAUAAGCGUUUAUAACUCUGAGGAAAAAUAAAUGACAAAACUUUCAGGGAUAACCAAGUGAAAAAGAAAAGAAAAGCUUAGACAACUCAUGGUCAAAUAUAGAGCGUAGCAGUUUCGUUUCUGCAGAGUUUCUAGCCUUUAUGCCGGUAUUUAAUGUACUAAAUAAGCUCCCCUCCAGCCCCCAACUCAUAAAUUGUUUUUAAUACAUGAUUUUAACUUUGCAGAACUGAAUCGAUUUAGGCAGUCUGAUCAACCUAUGUUCAGCUCACACCCUUUAUAUGAUACCAGAUUGCUGAAAGGUAGGAUUUUUAAUUAACUUCUCGUAAUUAAAGACUUUUUUGGUAAUCUACUGCUAAAGGUUCGGGGGGGUACUCAUAACUAAUUCCUGGUGGGAGUGUACCGCCCGGUUCUCCAAAUCCUAACCCUAUUUCAGACCAAAAAAUGUCACUUUCCACACCCGUUGUCAGACCUGUCAUCAUUUAACUUAGAUUAGAACGCCAAAUAAAAUAUAUUCUUAAAAUAAUAAUAAUAAUCUUUAUUGAGAUGACUUUUUCAUAUAAAAUCGCUUACAGAAAUCGCGCCCAAAAUCACCGUUCAUUACGUGUGAACAGAAGUUCCAUACGGUUUGAUUUUUCUGCUGGCGCAAAUGCUAUCUGGUAUAAUGUGAACACAGUCACAAGUCACAAAUCCCAGGACCAUCGGUGGUAUGCUGGAACUGGAGCAAUUUAGGCUUCUGGGAAACUGCCCACCUACCCCUCCCCUAAGCCAACAUUUUGCCCUAAGUGAGAAGUAAGUGUUAAUGUUAGCUUAGGGGAGGGGCAUAUGGGCAGUUUCCCAGAAACUUUAAUUGAUCCCGUCAUAAACAUAGGCAUGUCCUCAUACAGGUUCUUCGAAUCUCUUUACAUUUCCAUGAAAAAUUAGUUAGAAGAAUUUGUUAAAAGAUCAUUGAAUUCCUCUUUUGGCAAUCAUUUAAUCAACUUCUCUUGACGAUCGAUGCAUCGAUUUUGUUUGGCGAAAGUUGAUGUCAGCUAAUGUAGGCCAUUCUUGGCACUUAAGUAGGGUUUAAAACAUACUCCUGAUCACCUGAUUUCUUCUUUUUUCAGCAAUAAACGAUUUGAGAGAAUUCCAUUUAAAACGAAUGCUCGAUGAAGGAAAAAGUGAACCAGGUAAAAUGUUAAUAUGUGUUACUUUGAACCUCGAUCAUGAUAAUCAUGACGACAUCCACAACGGCCGAAUCCUUGGUUGCCAUCUUGAAAUUUACCUCGGAAACUUCAUUUUUAUAUUUUCAUCUGUAUGCAAGGAAUGUAGUAAGGAUGCAUUUUUCAUGCCUGAAGUGGAAGUUUAAACUAUGUGACAAAAAAAACCUUUAGUUGGUUUUGGUACUUCUUUAUAUUUUUUCUUUCACAAGAAAUAGCGAAAACCUCGUUUUUGAGGGCUCAAAAAUGGCUUUAUUGACCUCACGCUAUUUGGACAUCAUAUCUAGUGGCCAUUCCUUAAAAUUUUUCCGUAAGAUCGUCAAGAUCGAGCGCGUUACGUUACGGGUGGUCAUCUUGGAUGAGAGUCAAAUCUACUUUGUGUGAAAGGGAAACCCCGAAGCCCGUCUUCUCUAUACAUGUGAAACCAAGAUGGCGGCCAUACCAAUAAGUGGUCGAUCUUUACAAUAUUACGAAAAUGUAGGGACUGUAUGUCAGUCUAGUAGUCUAUACAACUGUUGUUGUACCGUUAGCGGCAAACCUGUUUCAAACCUGGUUAACGCUAGCUGGUUAUAAAGAAUAAGUUUGUGGGUAAGGGCUGGGUGAUGCGAGAAAUAUUUUGAAUGAAUCAAAUAAUGAUACACUUUCCCGAUCUCGCCCUCCUCGUUCUAAGUCAGGGGGGAGGGCUUUGAAUUCAGCCCCAGCAGAAAUACGGGGUUGGAUGAUGGAAGCAAUUGAAUGCUGAUUAGGAUAACUAUUUUAUAUAAAGAAUACUAAUAAAGAGAAAAUUUUAUACAAAACAGUCCCCCUAAUUUGAAACCAAUUAAUAGCAAAAAAAAAAAAAAUCGACAAAAGGUAUUUCCGAAGACAGAAAAUAAUAAUAUAAUGACAAGAUGUCAUGAUGAAGUCGAGUUACGUCAUUGUGUCAAUCAAGUAAUAUGCCCAGAUGUUGGAAUUAAUGAGUGCAAUAUUCUGUGUAAUUUUGGUGGCCGUAUCAUGAGUGGUUUUGAAGUCUGAUAGAUGGGGGACUCCAGAGGUCCCCCCGGGGAUAGGGUUAAUAUGACCUUCAUACAGACUAUCUCUGAGCAGAUAUCAUUGAUAACUCUUUAAUACUUUGGUAUUUGAUUUCGCAGACUGCGAGGAUUAUCAUCCCCAUUGUGAUUGGGCCAAGGAUGAGGGCACCUGCGAGUAUCUGUAUACUACUCUUACCACUCCUUAUGCAAAAGCUGCCAAACACAUUGCCAAGGAUCUCUGUCGAUUUACGUGUAACGCGGAUAACUGUAAGUGAAAUUCACAGCCCGGCAGAUUAGGGAAAUAGGUCGCCGUAGUUUUAUAGUAAUUACUCGACAGGCCAGACUGUUCACAGUCCCCUUUUUGGUAAGAUCGUUAAGUAAGACUUUGCAUUACGGGCAGCCAUUUCUGAUGAGUGUCAAAUCUACUUAGGUAGCGGGGGAUUUUUUUUGUGGGGGGAAGCAAGAAAAAUAGCGAUUUUUCUCGCCUCCCUCCCUCCCUCAUCGCUAUAAACCCCGACGCCUGCCCUCUCAGUACACCAUUUGAGAAAGAUGGCUGCCUGUACGGUAAGCGCUUGACCCUGACGAUCCAACGAGAAAAACAGUUCAUCGACUUGAUGUCGCUUUGAUGUUGCCCUUGAUAAAACGCUGCCAAAUGCAGUGUACUGAAAGUUACCCAAAGGACGCCGCGCUGGAAUAAAAGACGUACCAAUCAGAGAAAUGCAGCAUUUGUUGGAGGAUUAUGAGAAAAGGAGAUCUUGGUACAGCUUGGUAAUCUGCACCAUGAAAACAAUUACGAUUCAUUGUCAGACAAAAACAUCUCUUGCACGUUUUUGUUUUCCAAAAAUUUAUAAAUGAUUUAUCCCAAUUGUUGUUUGAUUCGGGGGACGACAUCUUAUGAUGUGACCAUUCAACUGAAUGAAAACUCUUUGAUAGUACUUUUACCUGGUACUACCUGUUUUCGUAGCUUUUUACAAAUCAAAUUUGGAAAUUUUGCUGGAUUGCUUACUAUUUUUUUAAAGAAGAUUUUGAGCUAACCUAGUGAUGAGCACCAAAAGCAUUUGUGAAAAACAGACAAGCUACUCUAAACUAAAAACAAACCUGGUGAGAGAGCAGUCGUUUUUUCAAGUUGAUUGAAUUUGAAUGGUGGACCUUGAGAGUGGGCGCUUAUUCGAGGUGGGCGCUUAUUCGAGGCUGGGCGCUUAUUAAAUUUUUGCCAUUUUUAGCAACUGAAGUAUGUUUAUUUUGCGACAAAACAAUAAAUGCUAAUAACAAAACGCGAAGAAGUAACAAAGCACGGUUUCUGUAAAAUACUCUGAAGAAAACUCCGUCCUCGGGGAAGUAUCAUAUUAGAAUUUAUUCACUCAAGUGGGUGGGGUGGGGGUGAGCGCUUAUUUGAGUUUGAUUGGGAGGAGGAGGGGGUGGGCGCUUAUUCGAGGCUGGGCGCUUAUUAACUUUUUCUGCCUUUAGGAUGGGCUCUUAUUCGAGAUGGGCGCUAAUUCGAGGUUGGGCGCUUAUUCGAAUAAAUACGGUAUUUUCGUCUUUACUAACGCGCACUGUUAGUUAAGUAUUAAUUUAGGUGAUCAUUUUUACAGUUCAGCCACGUUCAUGAAAGGUUACUGCUAAAAUGCAUUGCUUUUUUAAUCGCUUGAGUUGACCUCUGUAACAAAUAUCAGCUUAAUUGCACUGCAGUUAUGCUCUCUCUUUUUUCUUUCCAUUUCAAGUUUCAUUUUUAACUGUCCAUUAUACUUAGAUCUGACUUUUUUUUUCUAAUUUUUACAUAGGUGCAGAUAAAAUCGGUCCCUCUGUGGUUAAGCCUACAAAGCCUCCUGCGCCAGGAAUAAGUAAGUCUUCACGCCAUGUAGUGUAACUUAGUAACUGAUUGCCUCGUAUUAAUUUGCAGACAUAUAUAUUACUGUAUCUGAUUGAAAUCAGAAUAAUAAAAACCUUCAGGUUCUACCACGAGGACCACUACAAGAUCGAUAUUUGCUCAAAUACUAAGUAGUGCGCGCGCGUGAAUCGGCGUCAUUUUCGUGGGAAAAAGUGAUAGCCGUCGCCAUUCUACACGGGUUUUAGAAAGAAUAGAGACUUUUUUGGGUCGGUUAUUUAAGGUGUUUUACUGCAGUUUUUCAGAGGUCAUACCGAUAUUUUCAAUCGCCUUAAAAGCGGUUUUUUCCUUGUCCGAUCGCUAUAAAAUUUUCACCGGUAAUUGGCUAUGGAUCGAGAUUUGAGAAAAUGUCGUUUAAAGUAAAAUCGACGUUACCAUGAUAACGAUAAACAAAAAACUUUCAAAUUGAUAAAAGCCGGAUUUUAUGUGAUCUAGACAAGCUACUGAAAAUUCAACACUAACAACUUAAUUAAAGUUCGGUGUUUAGCAAACAAUCUCCGUAAGAAGUAAAAAAUUCUGUAUGUUUGAAUUCGACUAAAACGCAAAUGUAUUUCAAACCUUAAAUUUUCAAUAGCGGUGAUAGAUUAUUUAAUAAAAACGUUAUAAAUGACUCAAAUUAUUAUUAAGUAGCGUCAGAAUACUGCUUAAUAUCAUAUUUUGAUGCUAGGAAAUUUUGGUGUAUUUUCGUUCUUGCGAUCUUGAAAACUAACCGGUUUUCUCACCACCUGUAUAAGUGCGACUUCAUUCAAAAUUUGGACUUUUAGCGCUUUUUUGUAUAUCUCUGAAACGACUGGAACGAAUUUUUUUAAAAUCUCUUCACAUAAUCUUCAUAAUGUAUAUAAUAAGGUCUGGAACUUUCAUUAAGAUUGAUUCUCUGCAACAUCUUAAAAAAAUUUCAAGACAAACCUAUCCUGCGAACCUGUCAAAAAUCUGCGUUACAACAUUCACUGUUUUGACGUUAUGCUUAUUUUUCCAAAAUAAUGCGCACUGUACAUACCUCCAUGACUAGUACAUUUUAGUCUGAAUAUAUCGCAUCUUUUGAAUUUGUGCAUGUAAAACAUUGACAAUACGCACACUGAAAUGAACUAGUCAUGGAUAUAUGUAUUGUCCGCAUUAAUCUGGAAAAAUUACUAGUCCUUAGAUUCUACGGCGAGAAGAACUACGAGUACAAGAUUUUCUCAAUACAUAAAGUAUUGCUUGUGCGCGAACCAGAGUCAUUCUGGCAGGAAACGCGAUAGCCGUCAAUCCACCUACGAGUUUUAGCAAGGAUGUCGUAGUGGCGGAAACAAGUUGGCAAAUGUUAGAGUUUUUGUCAUUUUGCGUUUGAGAGAGGGUUUAACUCCUUCAAUAAAGAUAACAGUACUAACUUUUCGGGUGAAUCAAAAGUUCUUGGAGCGUUCCUGGGUGUUUAUUUUUUUAGAAUACGCGAAAAAACAUUCAGAGUCAAAUCUCGCAUUCGUAGUCGUUCUCGUUCCCGAAGCUAAAGGUCUCGAUUGAAACAAUUUAUCAAAUAUUAUAAGUUUUAUCAUUUUUCGAUCGGAGAGGGCUUAACCUUCUUCAACAAAUUUGACUGUGUUAAUUAAAUAUUCUGUUGAAAACACUUGAGUACAAUUAAGCUUUCCGGGGUAUAAACUUUUUGAGAAUAUGCAAAAAAAAAAGAAAGAAAAAGAAAACUUGAAAUUGAAUUUCGUUCUCGUCAUGAAAUAUUCACGUCUCUAAUGAACACUUUGAGAUACGCUAUUUAGGGGACACUGAAAAUUUACUGGCACCGGCCUCCGCCCGGGGUAUCGAUCAAUAGGAAGGUGAAGAAAGAGCUUCGUUACUAGUUACAAAUAUGUUAUUAAAGUGACGGUGUUCCUUCGCCCACACCCGUUAGACUGUAACUGAGGCCCUGUUCAUAUGUCGCAUUUUAAGUGCGCCCAAUUUGAUUUAUUUUUUGGGUUUAUUUUACGCCUGCAUAGCGUGAUUCGAAGCUGAAUUCGGCUAGGAUUUUUUUCAACGAUGUCUCGACAACGACCUUGAACUACUGAAAGUCAAGAUUAAUGAAAUUCCAACUCUAUUUGAUUUAUUUUCCAAACCUGGAAAUAAAGAGAUACAGUCGACCCCCGAUAACUCGAACCUUCAAGGGAAAUCGAAAAAAGUUCGAGUUAUCGGGAGCUCGAAGAAAAUAGCCGAGAGUAAGGUAAAAAACAGUUUUUACUGCACAGUGAACAUUUUAAUCACAUUUAAUUGUAGAAAUGUCAAGUGAAAAUUAAAAGAUACUUCUAGAUUAAUAAUCAGAACGUAACGUAACAAACCAUAGCCUAAAUAGAGGAUGCGUUUUACUGUUUUGAGAAGUAAAGCUGCUUCACGUUAGCCUGUGACAAUCAAUAUCAGCCUCCACUGGUAAACUAUACUCCUACAACACGUCAAUAGGAAGUCCAAAAUUCAAUGUUUUGGAGGCCAGUAGACGGCAUUUUUCCCGACUUUUUAAGGGCUCAAAACAUGGUUCGAGUUAUCGAGGGUAAAAUUAUAUAGAAAAUGACCUGAGGGGAAACGAAAAUUGGUUCGAGUUAGCGGGAGUUCGAGUUAUCGAGGGUUCGAGUUACCGAAGGUAAAAUUACAGUGAAUGUACGACGGAAAUCCAGGGGAAAUCGAUUUUGGUUCGAGUUAGCGCGAGGUCCGAGUUAGCGAGGGUUCGAGUUAUCGGGACUCUACUGUAGUUACAAUGCAUAUAAUUCUAUCUGUCUGUUUUAUCGAUUGCUCAUGUAUGGAAACCUACAUAGGAAGAAGUAUUUUUGUCGGUUACGGUCUCCAACAUUCGGCUGGAGAUAUAUUAUAUACAUAGAUCAUAUAGAGAUUUUUUUUGGCGUUUUUAUGGACCGAGACGAGAUCAAAGUCAACAAUAACGCAAAAAAAAAAAGAAUGAGGCCAGCCAACGUUACCGAACAAGGUUGGCAAGAGAUGGCCAGAGAACGUUUUCUUGCGGGAGCAACGCGGGAAAUCCCGGUUGGGCAAGACGGGCCCAUGUUGGAAAACCCAAAUCCAUGUUUAAAGAUAUUUGCGGCAUGGCACAGAAAUACAACCUUUCUAAAUCACUGUUUCUAUUUUCUUCCAUAUUCAGACUGCGUUAAUGAGAUGCAAGACAAAGACUGUGAAGAUUACGCAAAUGAUUGCAAAGAGGAAGAACGAUAUGCUUAUCAUCGUCAUAUCUGGGAGUACUGUAGCAAGACUUGUAACCGUAAGUACAUGAAAAUACAUAAUGUCGAUCAACGAUUGGACGAAAACUGGUUACUUACAAUGAAAAAAUUCAUAACACCAGAAUUUCGUCAUUAAUUUUUUGCCAUAUAAUGCUUGUACUUUUCGACAAACUCCUUCAAUUUUCGAAUAAGAGUUAAUUAUAGUUUGACGAAAAACACCAAGUAGAGGCGGCGGAAUUAAUCAAGAGCACUAUUUUGCUCCGUAAGUUGGUUUUCGCUAAGAAGGUUGUUACUCGUGUAGCGCCGCAUUAGGAACUUUAAGAUUUCACGACGGCGACGAGAACGAGAACGUCAAAAAGCAACGUUUUUGAGGGCACACGUACGUCAACCCGUCACUGCACGACUAUGACGCCCUUUUUCAAAUUUUGACGGUGGUUUCGCGCAAAUUUUCCAUCAAAUCGCCUCUAUAACAGUAAAGCCCGCCCGCCCGCCCGAAUACAAAUUUUAUAUCAUCAAGGCUUGUUAAGACCGGAAAAAAUAACAACGGAGACUAAUGUCGUUGAAGAAAAACGUUAUAUAGCGGCGCUCAAAAUGAAGAAUCGCUGCUAAAGCUCCAGUGAAAAAAUAGAAUGAACAGGAACGAAACGGCGACGAGAACGAGAACGUCAAAAAAGCAAUACGGAAAACAACAACUUUGCACGUGCAUCACGCUUUUUUGUACAUUUCUUUGCCGUCACUGCACGACUAUGACGUAAAAAUGCCUCAUUUCAUAUAUCAUGUAAAGAGAGCAUGUCUUGUUGUCCCAUAAUCCACGACCUUACAUUACACCACAUUAUGAGUAAAUAAAGGUAAUUGAUCAAGACAAUCAUUUGCUUUUGUUUUUAAUUUUUAGGUGUGGUAUACAAUUUGUGUAAGAAUUAAACUGCUCUCCGACGUAAACUUUUAAAGGUGAGUUUGUGUGUUAUUAGCAUUAACAGUAAUGAUUCGAUUUAGUAUCCUUCACCCAGUAAGUGUCUAUUUUCUGAUAGCCACCCUCAUCUAAAGUGUUUCUGUUACAUAAGAGUACCGUAAAUUACCUAAAAAGCGCCCGGGGUGUGUAUUGAAUUUUAGGGGUACAAACGUAGGGCGAGAUAUAUAAUAAAUACCUUGGCCAGGCGUUCAUAAGAGAGAGGCGUUUAUUCUCAUUGUUUUAACAAGCCGUCAACAAAACUAAUAUGCUUUCGGUAAAAACAUCAAGAGAGUUUAAAAGUAGUAGAAUAUCCACUCAAACAAUUGAUACGUCUUGGCCGUCUCGAGGUCCGUAUUUCUCUUUAAAGUCUUAACAUCGAUGUCAGAAUCCUCGCUCCGGGUUACUUUGUUACCAUCUUUAGUCUAACCAAACUUUGAACUUGACAUUUGACGCAAAGCCUUCUUAAUCAAGCAAUAAACUGAAUGAAUUGGAUGAUUUUUCUCCUUUUUGCUUAGCCCGGCUGGUUUGGAGUAAUGAGUAUUUUAGAAUUGGGCGUUUAUUAGGUCAUUUAUGGUCAGGCUUCUCUAACUUGUUGAUGAAAAUCACCAAAAUUAAGAUCAAAGUGCCUACAGCCUCUUUUGUUCAAAUCGAUUUCGUGAGAUAUUACUGCGUUGCAAGUGACGUUACAGCGGCCAUGUUGGUAGUCAAGAACAAAAGCAUUUCUCUCCUCUGAGAACUAAACUCUAUUUUCAUGAAAAUUCUUCGAGAAAAAAUUCUAUUGUAUUGACCCCCAACAUGGCUGCCUUUUUCACGUGGUUGCAUACCAAGAAUUGAGAAACAGCUGCAUGUAGAGUAUGCCAGUUAAAAAAAUAAUAAUAAUAAUAAUAAUAAUUGGGAGUAAAAUGCAACAAGACACAAACAAACAAGAAUUAUUGUAACUACUUAAUUCAAUCUCAGAAUAACUGAAAACAAUAAUGUGAAGAAGUUCCUCUGCAAUAGACAACGAUUGCUUAUUUCAUUUACUUUUGUUCCUUUCAGGAAACAGAGAAGGCAGUAAACUACUGAAAUGGUUUUAAAUUUUUUGAAAUCGAACAUGAGAUGAGAGUAAAGAUGUAUUUUACAAG
Molecule: messenger RNA, 10584 nt
Organism: Porites lobata
Lineage: Eukaryota; Metazoa; Cnidaria; Anthozoa; Scleractinia; Poritidae
Source: the annotation of a GenBank genome assembly